Monodelphis domestica (gray short-tailed opossum) is the source of this 1387-nucleotide messenger RNA. RefSeq names its product cytochrome c oxidase assembly factor COX20 (gene COX20). The record is from RefSeq and is a predicted model, not a curated record. NCBI's taxonomy places the organism in Eukaryota, Metazoa, Chordata, Mammalia, Didelphimorphia, Didelphidae. Gene Ontology annotation, biological process: mitochondrial respiratory chain complex IV assembly. Gene Ontology annotation, cellular component: mitochondrial inner membrane; mitochondrion.
CUUGAAGGACGACGACAGACCAAGGAGAGUUUCUCAAAGUGGCCCUAGAAAAUCUUUGGGCAGCUGGUGACGUAGCAUUGAGGGGUGGGGUGCGGCGCGGUAAUCCGCCUCUUAACUACUGCGGACAGACAGGACGCGGAUCUGGCCUCAGAGGACAAUGCGCCAUUAUCUCGUCCCUCCCCCACUCCAACCAUUCCAGGCUCUUACGCCGCUUUUCCCGCCCCGCGCGCGCUCCCUCUAACCACCCCCACAUUCUCUAGCACGCGCAUACGCGCGCACAACGGUUGGGGAAGGGUGAGGAGGGAGCUGUGGUUUCCUGGGCAGCAGCUCCUCCCUCUCCCGGGACUCUGGUGGCGCGGUUGCAUCAGAAGGCAUUUCCCACACCAAACAUCCCACCAUCAGUCGACCCAUUAGUAUGCAGCUGGGAGGCAGCGUUAGGAAAAACUUUGGAGAAUGUGUGACCCAUUUCAAUGAACAAAGGAUUUGUUUAUUACCAGGGAGACCGCAAGCCACUUCGAGAAGCACUGCAGUGCGAUGGUGCAGCUUCUAAAAUGGCGGACGUGGUGUUGGCAAGGGCGGAGGGAGGGAGGCAGGAGACAGAGCCAGGGAGGACCCAGAAAAAGAGCUCGUGGGGGAGCGCGAGAGCGUCAGCUCUAGGAGGCACUUCCCUUUCGUCUCGGUGGUAGCGAGUGAAGGGCGUGCGGCUCGGGCUCGUCAUCAUGGCAACUGAGACAGAGGCCGGGGAACCCGGGAAGGGGAAGCCUUUUAAGCUUCUAGGAAUUUUGGAUGUCCAAAAUGUACCCUGUGCACGAGACUCUGUACUCUGCGGUUCAUUAGGAUCUAUUGUAGCUGGCUUUGGACAUUUUUUAUUAACUAGUAGAGUUAGAAGAUCUUGUGACGUUGCAGUAGGAGUAUUUAUUUUGGGAACUUUAGGAUGCUGGUUUCAUUGUAGAUAUAAUUUUGCAAAGCAAAGAAUCCAGCAAAGAAUUAUCCAAGAAGGAAUAAAAAACAAGAUUUUGUUUGAAAGCACCCACCUUGAUCCUGAAAGAAAAGAAAUCAGCACCAAAAGCAGCAAUUCUUAAUCUAGAACACAAGCCUUGAAAUCACGGACCAUGAGCAAGUUGAUCAGCUGUAGAAACGUUAACAGGGACACUUACCAAAAAAACAAACAUGGAAAUUAUUUUUAAAACAUCUACAGCAUGUAAAAAUGGCUAACAUUUCACUCUUCUGUAUUGUAAAUGUCAAACACUUCUGAUUGUGCAACACAGUUCCAAAUUAAUAUCAUGAUGGUAAAAUAAAUGACAAAAUUAGUGUUUGGCACAUUUGAAAUUAUGAUUGUAGGUUAAUUAACUUGCUGUGAUGGAAUAAUAAUCCUUUUACUACAAUA